AUGAGUCUCCGUCCCACCGACGCAGUCCUAAUGCCCCCUCCACCCAAGCUCGGCUCGCCCCGAAGAGCUCAAAGCUGUCCCGAACCGGGCGCUACUGACUCGAGAGCUCCCAAGAAACGUCGACGGUUGAGUGAAGUCCCCGAGACGAAUGAAGAGCUCAUCCAGGCUCUAACCGGAGCUACAUGUAGUCGCUCGCGUGGACGACCCCGUGACCCGACCAAAGCCCCUCUUACUGCCACGCAUGAGCUUCGGAUGCUGAGAGCUCAAGUAGCGAACAUGGAGGAAGAACUCGAAGGUUUGAAGUCCAAGUGGUCGAAGGAGCUGCCCGAACAACGCACUCUGUCAACGGCACGUCAUUCAGCUCGAGAGAAAUACGCGGCUGACUUGUCUGAGAGAGCGCACAACGAACUCCAGCAGCUCCUUCGACAGCAGCAACUCAUGUUCGCUACGCUGCAGACCGCCGUCCUGCACGCCCCUCUUCACUCCAACGGCAACGACAUGUUCGAGGCACUGCACUUCGACACUCAACUUGGGAGUGACCAUCAGCAGCGCGAGAAAAUGCUCACGGCACACAACGAGCGGUCUCUCGCUACGCUGCCGUCUAUCGUCGACAAGUUCUCGCAAAUGGCUAUCGACAAGGCGCUACAGGGACAAGAUGCCACUACCACUGGCAAGUCCGUAAUGCCGCUGUCGCAGAUCAACAUCACCGGCGGCCAGGACUGCACGCUCAUCUCGAGCGUCUUCAUCUCCGAGAUCCCGCACACCUCGCUGGAGGACGUGUACGCUGCCGUGCUGGCGUACUUCGCCGCAAUCCCAACGUCGCUGAAGCGCCACUUCGGAGUCGAUGCAAACCGCACGAGGCUGAACGACGCAGAGUCUAAGGUCGUGUAUCGGCGAUCGACCUUCAAUGGCUCAGGGCUGCCAGCGACUGUGAACAACAUCGUGUGCUCAGAGCUGGCGGCGUCAUACGGAAUGGUCCACAUCGACGCUGUGACGGACGACCCUCUGCACCCUGUGCCCGAGUCGUCUUCGUCGCAGUACGGCAUCUGCGGGCUCACUAUCACGCCUCGGAAGGAGCCCGUGACGGGCAAAACGUCGAGUAUCACGCUGCGCUGGGUGGUGGUAUAUCGCUACAACAUGCUGCCACACGAGCCUGCGGUUCGGGAGGACUUGACGAUCAUUCGACCCAUUCUGAACGGUGACCUGCUGACGGCUUCAAUUUGCAAUUAUAUCCAGGAGCAGCAGACGCACCGCCGAAAAUCCUCAGAGUAA
Phytophthora sojae is the source of this 1272-nucleotide messenger RNA. RefSeq lists its product as hypothetical. The transcript has a single exon. The record is from RefSeq and is a predicted model, not a curated record. The coding region runs from base 1 to 1272 and encodes 423 amino acids. NCBI's taxonomy places the organism in Eukaryota, Oomycota, Peronosporomycetes, Peronosporales, Peronosporaceae.